AUGCUAUUUUAUCCGUCUGUGCUGUUGUAAUCAAAGAUUCAGUUACUUGUAUAUAUAUCUCUGUCUCUCUCCACUUACAGCCCUUCCCUGUCUCACUUCUAUUUUUAUCGACAGGUCACUUGUAACUGGUUGGAGAAAGGGAGCAACGGAGAACAAAUGGAAAGGGAGCAGAGCGAAAGAGGAUGAGAGAGAGAGAGCAGGACUCAGGAGAUUCCUCACGCACAAUGGGAGCCCCUUGCUCUGCCGGCUUUUGAUUUGAAAAGAAUAAAGGGGACUUUGCCUGAAAGAGGGCCAACAGGAUUUUGACAUCACUUCAGUGUGUUACCCUGUGGUGGCAGUCCUCUCUUUUGUCUCAGUAGGAGUAGUCAUGGCUGUACACGACACAUAAAAAAAUCUUUCAUCCCUUUCACCCUGCUCCUACUGCCUGGUGGCAGUCCAUUGCCAUGGAGAAGACAUACUCACUUACUGCCCACUACGAUGAGUUCCAGGAGGUGAAAUACGGUGGUCGUUAUAGCAGUGACAUCCUCAGCAAUGGCAUGACCCUUCACCUGGGGGGCAGCCUGGACCGCCAUAUGGGGCGUGGCCGGGGGGGAACCCUAUCAAACGGCCGAAACAGAGAUCUAAGCAGCAGCAGCAGCAGUGGAGGGCUUCCUCGAUGGAGCCGGAGGGAGAUCUGCCUCCUCUCUGCUCUGGUCUUUGCGGCGGGCAUGUGCGUCAUCUUGGGCAGCAUGCUGGCGCUCAAGUACAUUUCCUUGGACGCCCAGCAGGACCCGCAGUGCCGACAGGACUGCCAACGCAAACGCUCCCUGCUGCGGGCGGCUCGCUUCGUUCAAUCCAAUAUUGACCCAACCAUUCAGCCCUGCCAGGACUUCUACUCCUUCGCAUGUGGCGGGUGGCUAAGGCGUCACGGCAUCCCCGAGGACAAGCUCAGCUAUGGCAUCAUCACGGCCAUAGGAGAGCACAACGAGGAGAAACUGCAGCAGCUUCUUCUGGAGCCGAUACGAAGGCGCAGCCCCGAAUCAGCAGAGCGCAAAGUCAAGGAGUUCUAUCGAUCCUGCGUCAACAUUCAGGAGAUCGAUAAGUUGGGCUCUGACCCCAUGAUGGAGGUGAUAGACAGCUGUGGGGGGUGGGACCUGGCGGGGGCUCCUCCCGGCGCUGCUGGCUGGGAGAGGGAGGGUGCGGAGCAGAGGCCGGACUUUAAUGAGCUUCUGUACAGGACCCAGGGGGUGUACAGCACCGCCGUCUUUUUCUCCCUUACUGUCAACGUGGACGACAAAAACUCCUCCAGGAAUGCAAUCAGGAUUGAUCAGGAGGGGCUCACACUGCCUGAGAGAAGCCUGUACCUGGGACAGGAUGAAGACAGUGUCAAGAUCCUGGCAGCGUACAAGGCCCUGAUGGAGCGCUUGCUGAGCAUGCUGGGAGAUCAAAAUGCCACGCAGAAGUCCAAGGAGAUUAUACAGCUGGAGACGCGUCUGGCCAAUAUCACUGUGUCAGAAUAUGAUGACCAAAGAAAGGACAUCAGCACCAUGUAUAACCGCAUCACCCUCAGGCAGCUCCAGCGUAUCGCUCCCAGUCUUCACUGGAAACGCUUGCUGGACAGAAUCUUCCACGACAACUUCUCAGAAGACGAAGAGAUCGUGGUGCUCGCCACUGAUUACAUACAGAAAGUCUCUGACAUCAUCAAGACCACUUCAAAGAGGGUUCUCCAUAAUUACAUGCUGUGGCGCAUUGUGGCCGCGCUAAGUGAGCACCUGUCCACCGCCUUCCGCAGCUCCAUCCACGAGUUCUCCCGGGAGAUUGACGGGACGGAGCAGCAGCUGGAGCUGGGCCGGCUCUGCCUCACGCAGGCCAACAAACACUUUGGCAUGGCGCUGGGAGCCCUGUUUGUCCAGCAGCACUUCUCCUCACAGAGCAAGGCCAAGGUGCAGGAGCUGGUAGAGGACAUAAAGCACUCCCUGGACCUGCGGCUGCAAGAGCUGGACUGGAUGGAUGAAUCCACCAAGGAGGCUGCCAGAGCAAAGCUGAAGCACAUGAUGGUGAUGACAGGAUACCCAGACUUCCUGCUCAAACCUGAGCUCAUAGAUCAAGAAUACGGGUUCGAGGUGGACGAGAAGACCUAUUUCAAGAACAUCCUCAACAGCAUCAAGUUCAACAUCAAGAUGUCAGUGAAGAAGAUCCGGGAAGAAGUGGACAAGACGGCGUGGCUUCUCCCCCCUCAGGCUCUUAAUGCCUACUACCUCCCUAACAAGAACCAAAUGGUCUUUCCUGCCGGCAUCCUGCAGCCCACUCUCUACAACCCUGAGUUCCCACAGUCUCUGAACUACGGAGGAAUAGGAGCGAUCAUCGGCCAUGAGCUGACACAUGGAUAUGAUGACUGGGGGGGCCAGUAUGACCGCCACGGGAACCUCAAACAGUGGUGGACAGAAGAGUCCUACAGAAAGUUCCAGAAGAAGGCUGAAUGUAUCGUCAAACUCUACGAUAACUUCACAGUUUACAACCAGAAGGUGAAUGGUCGUCUGACACUGGGAGAGAACAUCGCAGACAUGGGCGGGCUCAAGCUCUCGUACUAUGCGUAUCAGAAGUGGGUGAGGGAACACGGGCCAGAGAGGCCGCUGCCCGGCCUCAAAUACACACACGAGCAGCUGGUCUUCAUUGCCUUUGCACAGAACUGGUGUAUGAAGAGACGAUCUCAGUCCAUUUACUUGCAGCUGCUGACUGACAAACAUGCCCCAGAGCACUACAGAGUGAUUGGCAGCGUGUCCCAGUUUGAUGAGUUCGCCCGUGUUUUCCACUGUCCCAAGAGUUCACCUAUGAACCCUGCGGAAAAAUGCUCCGUAUGGUGACCUCUCCGCCCGCCUGUAGACCUUUGGAUGGACUUCAUCAUCGCAGCAUCCACACCCACACACACACACACACACACACACACACAACCUGUCCUACAUCACACAUUCAUCACAGGAUGAAACAGUGCAUAAAGCCUAUUCUUGCCUAUAAAGGAGACAGGAAGGAAAUGUAUCUUUUCUUUUGUCAGCUUUCAAUUAAGAAGUGUCCAUUGUCUCUACUAACCAUCUAAAAGCAUGGGUCACAUGACCAUCGAUCAUGUACAUAUAUAUUAUUUGAGUACAUAUAUUUUUCUAUGUUUAAAUUUAUUUUCAAAUCAUCUAUUUUUCUAUUUUAGCAGAUAUAUCAUUAUGCAUAGAAUUCAUAAGCUAUUUUGGUUUUAAUUCAACAUGAUUUCUCGACAGUUUUGUCUUCUUUGUAGCAUUGAUAUCUAGAAAAACUUCAGCAUAUCAGAAGAUUAAAGACUGGCAGCAGCAGUGAUUUCAGCCCCCUGAUGUGAACUGGACAAUUUAAAAUGAACUGAGAUCAGUGUAGCAUUCUUGUGCCUGCCAAAACUCUGGUGUUCUUUCAGUUUGGUGUUGGAGUGUGAUUUGUCUCGCAAUGCUGCGCUCUUGUGGCUGCAGAGAGCAAUGGUCACUGUUCAACCUGUCAUGGCUGUUGUAUUGUUUGCCUGCAUUGGUCUCUUGUUACUGUGAGUGUUUGUACGGUUUAUAAGAUUUGUCAA
Centropristis striata (black sea bass) is the source of this 3565-nucleotide messenger RNA. It is a transcript of the gene ecel1, whose product is annotated as endothelin-converting enzyme-like 1. The coding region runs from base 444 to 2843 and encodes 799 amino acids. The record is from RefSeq and is a predicted model, not a curated record. Lineage: Eukaryota; Metazoa; Chordata; Actinopteri; Perciformes; Serranidae. The transcript is spliced from 17 exons. Gene Ontology annotation, cellular component: plasma membrane. Gene Ontology annotation, molecular function: metalloendopeptidase activity. Gene Ontology annotation, biological process: protein processing.